AUGUUAAAGAAAGGCGGCCCUCUAAGCAAGCGACCUUCUCCUUUCCUCUCUCUCCUCCAGGCCCUUCCUCCCAACGCCGUCACGGUGAUUCUCUACUGCAGCUCAGUGACUGUUUUCUUCGCAAUAAUCAAACUGGUCAGCUACCGCCUCCACCUCAUGUUCGACGAAGGAGAAGCGAUUCAGCGGAGGCCCUCCGGAAAGAGAGAGAAGUGCAGCAAACACAGAGAGACCCACAGCGAGCACACGCCGAGCCACAAAGCCCCGAGCAAUAACCAGCUGACUAGCAAUGGCAAGAAGGGAGAGGCCGACCGGAACUGCUGCACGCCCCCCCUGCGCUGCGGCUCCCAGGGGCAGAACUCCGGCUCUCACCGCUCCUCCGGGCUGCUGGAGCUGCCGGCACAGGAAACAGUGGAAGAUCUCAAAGGUGUCAUCCUGGCAGAAGACCAGCCUGUGGCACCCGUGUCACCCACCCCACCUGGCGUCAAAACGGACAGCUCCCCUCCUUCUAAAGCCCCCGUGCCGGGCGCCAGGACCCUGCCAGCCGUCCCAGCGGAGCCAGGCGUGGCAGGAAGAGCCGACAGAGGGAGGGGCGGAGGGGGCAGGGGGCAGCCCCCUCUCCGCCACCGGUCGGAGGGCGGCCUGGAGGAGGCGGCCUCCCCGAGGACGGGGGUUUCCUACCAGCCGUGGGGGAGCGAGAAUUCAGUCCUGACUCCGGAGCCCGGGAAUGAUGCCCAGGGCUCGGCCAGGGGGCAGUUGGAGAGCCUGAGCCGCAGCUGGCCGCAGUGUCACGCCAUCAUCACCAACCCCGGGUACCUGCCAGGGGACCCCUCCCGGCAGGCGGACCCGCCCUUGAACCCGCAAGGGGACGUCUCCGAGGGAGAGGUGGCCGUGACUCUGAUUGACACCUCUGAGCCCGGAGACCUGCACGAGCCCAUUAAGAUCGUCAUCACCAUGAGCAGCGCCCGGGGCUCCAUGACAGACCUGGACAGCUCGCUCCACCUGCAGGGGGUCGGCCCCAGGAGAACCGGUCCCCCACACGUGGAGCAGAGUGUCCCCAUCAUCACCCUCGAGCUGUCUGAGGACGGGGACCAGAGGGCGCCUGAGAGAUGGAUGGUGGAGGCCCCCUCUGCCCAGCGCACCGGCUGGGAGUCCGGGGACCAGGGCAAUGCCACCGAGGCCCGCAGUCCUUCCCUGGGACGCCCCUGGGACUCAGCGCCCCCCGAGGGCGAGCGGGGCAGGGUCGGCCCAGCCAGCCUCGACCCCUCGUCGUGCAAGAGCAGCCAGGAGAAGCGACACGCCCGCGUGCUCAGCAUGGACAGUGGCACCGAGGUCUUCCUGAGCAGGAGCCACGCAGAGGUUGGUCACGAGAAGGAGAGAGCGAUGCCCACGUCCAAGUCCGACCUGGAGGCGAAGGAGGGACAGACUCCCAACGAGUCCAACUUCCUGGAGUUUGUCUCCCUGUUGGAGUCCAUCAGCACCGCCAAGGUGGGGGCGCCUGGCCGGAGGCGUGGUCCCCCGGAGCCGGGCAAGGACGGCGGGCUCCCCGGAGAUAACGGCUCCCAGGAGAGGAAGAACGAAAUCCCGGAAAGUGGACGCAGCGCCAAGCACGGGAAACCGGACGUGCAGAGUCAAGAGCUCGCCAGCCCCAGCCCCGCGCGUACGGAGCCCGCCAAGGUCACGGCCCUUUUCCAGGGCAACCGGCAGAGACGGAUCAUCUACAGGGUCACGUCCCAGCAAGACAGCUCCGUCUUGCAAGUCAUCAGCGGGCCCGAGACGUCCAUGCAAGAGGAGAGCUCCGGGGACGCCAUGCACGUCUUCAUCGACGAGCACGGAGAAAUUAGAUCCUGCUAUUUAAAGUCUGGAAAUCAGAAAGAUGGCCCCGCUCCGCCCCAGCCACCAAGUCACGACGGUCUCUCUCCGGCCGGAGACGCUCCGGCCAGCUCCUCCAGCACCAGCUCCGGGAGCCCCGACCCUUCCUCGGGGGACGCCUCGGUGAGCCCGCUCCAGCAGCAGCUGCUGCUGAUGGUGGCGCAGAGGACCCAGCCGGACGCCCCCCGGCACCAGAGUCAGGACCUGGAAGCCUUGUCCUGCUCGUCGGCCCCAGGGAAGUUCAACCGCGAUCAGUUCUACAAGUUCCUCAUUUUCCCCGGCAAGUGGAUCAAGGUCUGGUACGACCGCCUGGCCCUGCUGACGCUGCUGGACAGGACGGAGGAUGUCAAGGAGAACGUGCUGGCCGUCUCCCUCGUCGUCUUGGUGUCGCUGCUGGGCUUCCUGACGCUGACCCGCGGCUUCUGCAAAGACCUGUGGGUGCUGCUCUUCUGCCUGGUGAUGGCCAGCUGCCAGUACUCCCUGCUCAAGAGCGUCCAGCCCGACCCCGCCUCGCCCAUCCACGGACACAACCAAAUCAUUGCAUACAGCAGACCAAUCUAUUUUUGUGUGCUGUGUGGCCUUCUUUUGCUUCUCGAUGCAGGGGCCAAAGCCAGGCACCCCCCCACCUACGUCGUGUACGGCCUGAAGCUGUGCUCCCCGGGGUCACUCCAGUCCGCCAGGGACUUCCUCCUGGGGUUUUUGUAUUGCUUCCCGGCCAUGUCUCUCCUGGGCCUCUUCCCGCAGAUCAACACGUUCUGCGUUUACCUUUUGGAACAAAUCGAUAUGCUGGUCUUCGGGGGUUCUGCUGUUUCUGGGAUGACGUCCGCUGUCUGCAGCCAGGCUCGGGCUGGAACUCCCGGGACCCGGGCGCUGCCCAGGGCGGCGCUGGCUUUGCCGGCCUAUCGGAGAGUCACACCUAUCAUGUGGGCACGCGUGACCCGCCCACUCGUGAAUUUGGUUCUGAGCCCCAUGAGCAGCUCACACACGGGCCCUGCGGUCUCCCCCCAGGAGCCCUGGAGCACCCAGCACAUCCCCGCGCUGUUCUCCGCCUUCUGCGGCCUCCUGGUCUCGCUGUCCUUCCACCUGAGCCGGCAGAGCAGCGACCCGUCCGUGCUCCUGGCCUUCGUUCAGCGCAGAUGGUUCCCUAAACGCUCCCGCGCGGACCCGGAGGAGCUGGCGGAGGACCCUCUCCCGGGGAAGAUGAGGGACUCAGUGAAGGACGUCCUGAAGUCGGACCUUCUCCUGUGUUCCGUGGCCGCGGUCCUGUCCUUCGCCGUGAGUGCCAGCACCGUCUUCCUGUCCCUGCGUCCCUUCCUCAGCCUCGUGCUGUUCGCCCUGGCCGGCGCCGUGGGCUUCGUGACCCACUACCUGCUCCCGCAGCUCCGCAAGCACCACCCGUGGAUGUGGCUCGCGCACCCCGUGCUGAGGAGCAGGGAGUACCAGCAGCGGGAAGUGACGGACGCCGCCCACCUGAUGUGGUUCGAAAGGCUCUACGUGCGGCUGCAGUGCUUUGAAAAGUACGUCCUGUACCCAGCCAUCAUCCUGAACGCGCUCACCAUCGAUGCGUUCUCCAUCAGCAACCACCGGAGGCUCGGGACCCAGGAGCUGUUGGAGGAGGAGGCUGGGAACGAUGCUGUCCCAGAUGUGCUCGGGAGCCACGUGGCUCAGAUGUUACGUGCCCAGCUGCUGCGCGCCUCCUUCUGCCACCCCGGCCGCCAGUUCGCGCCCCUGGGCUUCGCCGUCCUCUUCUUCCACUUCGACUGCAGGGGCCUGUCCGAGAGCUUCCUGCUGGACUUCUUCCUCGUGUCCAUCCUGUUCAGCAAGCUCGGGGACCUGCUCCAGAAGUUACAGUUCGUCAUGGCGUACGUGGCUCCUUGGCAGAUGGCUUGGGGCUCGUCGUUCCACGUGUUUGCGCAGCUCUUUGCAGUCCCCCACUCGGCCCUGCUCUUCUUCCAGACGCUGGCCACGUCCGUCUUCUCCACCCCGCUGAGCCCGUUCCUCGGGAGCGUCCUCUUCAUCACGUCGUACGUGCGGCCGGUGAAGUUCUGGGAGAAGAACUACAACACCAGGCGCGUGGAUAACUCCAACACCAGACUGGCCGUCCAGAUGGAGAGGGACCCAGCGAGUGAUGACAACAACCUCAACUCCAUCUUCUAUGAGCACCUGACGCGGUCCCUCCAGGAGUCCCUCUGCGGAGACCUGGUCCUCGGGCGCUGGGGGAACUACAGCUCCGGCGACUGCUUUAUCCUGGCCUCCGACUACCUCAAUGCUUUCGUCCACCUGAUCGAGGUCGGAAACGGCCUCGUCACCUUCCAGCUCCGAGGGCUGGAAUUCCGAGGAACCUACUGCCAGCAGAGGGAGGUGGAGGCCAUCAUGGAGGGCGACGAGGACGACCGGGGCUGCUGCUGCUGCCAGCCCGGCCACCUGCCCCACCUGCUGUCCUGCAACGCCGCCUUCCACCUGCGCUGGCUCACCUGGGAGGUCACGCGGACGCAGUACAUCCUGGAGGGCUACAGCGUCCUAGACAACAACGCGGCCACCAUGCUGCAGGUGUUCGACCUGCGCAGGAUCCUCAUCCGCUACUACGUCAAGAGCAUCAUCUACUACCUGGUCACGUCCCCCAAGCUCCUCUCCUGGACCAAGGACGCGGCCCUCCUGACGGCGCUGCAGCCCUUUGCCAAGUGGCAUCACAUCGAGCGCGACCUCGCCGUGUUCAACAUCAACAUCGACGAGGACUACGUGCCGUGUCUGCAGGGCGUCACGCGGGCCAGCUACUGCAGCGUCUACCUCGAGUGGAUCCAGCACUGCGCGCGGAGGACCCAGGAGGCCUCGCAGACCCUGGACAGCGACGAGGACUCCCCGCUGGUGACCCUGGCCUUUGCCCUCUGCAUCCUGGGGAGGAGAGCGCUGGGCACGGCCGCGCACAGCAUGGCUCUCAGCCUGGACUCCUUCCUGCACGGCCUCCACGCCCUCUUCAAGGGCGACUUCAGGGUCGCCGCCCGGGAUGAGUGGGUGUUCGCCGACAUGGACCUGCUGCAGAAGGUGGUGGCCCCAGCCAUCAGGAUGGCCCUCAAGCUCCACCAGGACCAGUUCACCUGCCCCGACGAGUACGAGGACCCCGCGGGCGACUUCAGGGUCGCCGCCCGGGAUGAGUGGGUGUUCGCCGACAUGGACCUGCUGCAGAAGGUGGUGGCCCCAGCCAUCAGGAUGGCCCUCAAGCUCCACCAGGACCAGUUCACCUGCCCCGACGAGUACGAGGACCCCGCGGCCAACAGGGCGGAGCUGCUCACCCUGCGGCACGUGGUGGACGAGGGCGCCGACGAGUACAAGGUCAUCAUGCUGCACCGGAGCUUCCUCAGCUUCAAGGUGAUCAAGGUACCGAGCAGGUCCCGGCGCCCGGGCCUGGGCGUGAGCAGCAGGAGGGGCUGGCACGGGCGUCUGUUCACAGACAGUCUCAGAGCGGCCACUCCCGCCUCCGAUGACCAGUGCACAGGCGAGGGCUUUGUUAUUACAAUUUGCGGGCAGCAGCAGGAGCUCAUCUUCCUGCGCAACCGCAACCCGGAGCGCGGCAGCAUCCAGAACAACCGGCAGGUGCUGCGCAACCUCAUCUGCUCCUCCUGCGACCAGCCCCUGGGCUACCCCAUGUACGUCUCCCCGCUGACCACCUCCUACCUGGGCACCCACCGGCAGCUGAGGGGCCUCUGGUGCGGCCCCGUCACGCUGGACGGCCUCCGGGCCUGGUUCCGCACCAAGUGGCUCAGGAUGCGCAAGGACUGCCAUGCCGAGCAGCGUGCAGGCGGCAACAUUGAGGACGGCGACGCAGGGGGGGCCCCGUCUGCAGGCGGCAACAGCGCCCCGAGUGGGGGCAGGCAGGAGGGCGGCACGGAGCAGCCCGGAAAGGAGGGGACCCACCACUGGUCACCCCGGGAAGGGACACGGAGCACAGGCCGGAGGAAGGGCAGGAGCCAGUCUGUCCAGGCCCGCGGGGCGCUGAGCCCAAGGCUGCCCUUCCUGAGCUCGUCGGGCCCCAUCCUGGAGAGCCGCCCGGCCUUCCUCCCCACGUCCUCCUCGGCCCAGGGCGUCCGCGAGCGGGCCGAGGCCCUGGUCCGGUCCAGCCUGGGCUCCUCCAGCAGCUCCACCCUCAGCUUCCUCUUCGGCAAGAGGAGCUUCUCCAGCGCCCUCGUCAUCUCGGGGCUCUCGGCCGCCGAGGGCGGCACCACCAGCACCACGCAGACCCCUCUCCCCCCAUAGUGACAGAUGACAGGUCAGCCAGGAGGCGUCUGCUGCGCUGAGGCUGACAAACGUUAGUCACGCCCUGGGUAACGCUAGGCAGGCGGGUAUCACAGCUCAGUCCCCAAGCCUGUGCCCACCUGGCGGUGUCCCCCCUCAUCCAGCAGCGGCAGCAGGGGCCACCUCGUUCCCUUCAAACCAUGCCCUGCUGAGGGACAGGGCAGGGCACACGUCAGCACUGGGUUCCAUCACCUUCGAUUCCCGCGCGAGGUCAGCUCAGUGCCGAGGCCACCCACUUGUCUGCUUACACUUUAGAGAGAGUUCCGAGGACACCCCCCCAGGGGACUGUCAUCAGCCAGAGUUCCAGCCAGCUACGGAGACGCGUGCCCGGCACCCGGUCGCCUCUCCUGUCCCGGGCAGGGAGGGCACAUGGGAGGCACGGGGGUACGCACAUCCGUGUCAGACUAGGCUCCCAGGCUCCUUCACGGCCUUGGGGCAGUUACUGGAGGUGGAUGAGGCCCCCUUCCUCCCCUUGGGGUCCCCCUGUGCUCACCCCCUGCCGCUGGCGGGCAGCAGGUUGGGCGGGCAGCAUCGCACGCGCGUUAGAAGUGGCCGUACCUGCUUGCUGAGCCGUCCGCUUCUCUUUUCUCCGAAGCACUUCUCCGAGCCGUGCGACCACC
This is a messenger RNA of Myotis davidii, 6779 nucleotides long. RefSeq names its product pecanex homolog 2 (Drosophila) (gene PCNX2). Lineage: Eukaryota; Metazoa; Chordata; Mammalia; Chiroptera; Vespertilionidae. The record is from RefSeq and is a predicted model, not a curated record. The transcript is spliced from 37 exons. Gene Ontology annotation, cellular component: membrane. The coding region runs from base 1 to 6120 and encodes 2039 amino acids.